AUGCCACUCAAGAAAUUCGGAGAUAAAAUCAAGAGUUCGCUGCAACAUCUGUCACCUAAAAGCAAAAAGCGCGAUGAUGCAGUAGAAGGUGACCUUUCACCGUGCAGCCUCCCAACUGUGGCAACAGCCAAGCAACAACAGCCUGAGUCGAAUGAGCCUGCUGGAAGCCAACCCUCUAAAACCGGCGGAGAAACUGAAUCUCCAAAAUAUGACCAACAGAAAGCACCAAAUCAAGAGGAGCGAAAUCAGAUCGUCGCAGAUGUCGUACACAUGAAGCCACCAUCGCCUCCUGCUGCAUUAUCAGCACCUGCCUCACUCCCAGCGGUAGCAGAGGGCAUGUCCACGCCAAGAUGGGAAGAAAGUGCACAGAUCUUCCCCACAAUGUUCUACACAGUCAAGACACACAGCAAAGAGCCGCUGAACCAAAGCGUACUGUUGGUGAAUCCCUCCCGAAGUGACCAGACCUUCAAUCUCCGCCUAGAAGGAGGGAACAGAGCUGAGUUAGAGAAAAAUGUUGUGACCAUACAGGGAGAUUACGUGGAACGCGUGACAGUCACAAUCACCCCAGAAAACGAUACCGAAGAUGUCUACAUCGACCUGCUUCAAGGCAACAACCUCUACGACAAGAUCCGCGUCCAGACCCAGAUGCUCUAA
This is a messenger RNA of Eimeria necatrix, 654 nucleotides long. RefSeq lists its product as hypothetical. The record is from RefSeq and is a predicted model, not a curated record. The transcript is spliced from 3 exons. NCBI's taxonomy places the organism in Eukaryota, Apicomplexa, Conoidasida, Eucoccidiorida, Eimeriidae. The coding region runs from base 1 to 654 and encodes 217 amino acids.